Amphibalanus amphitrite is the source of this 3804-nucleotide messenger RNA. RefSeq names its product tyrosine-protein phosphatase non-receptor type 13-like. The transcript has 13 exons. Gene Ontology annotation, molecular function: protein binding. The coding region runs from base 243 to 2417 and encodes 724 amino acids. NCBI's taxonomy places the organism in Eukaryota, Metazoa, Arthropoda, Thecostraca, Balanomorpha, Balanidae. The record is from RefSeq and is a predicted model, not a curated record.
GAGGGGAGGGGUAGGGGGAGGAGAAGGGCGGGGCUUGCGGUGACUGCUGCCGGCAGCUGAGCUGGCUUGGCUCCCGGCUCAAAACAGAGCGAUCGCUGAGGAGGGAAGGGUGUGUCGCUUGUGCAGUGCCUUGAGGAGUUUCAGGACGAUCUUUUCGGACGAAGAGCGACAGGUGACGAUUGUUUCUGGAGUGAAGGAGGAGGCGCCCUAACAGGUGUUUCGUCCACUCCACACCGUCCACAAUGGUGGACUACGCUCGGAGGAAGCCCAACAUCCUCCUCAGCACCUAUGGUGAGGGGGUGUGCGGCCGCCGGGGCUGCUUGCCUGCCCAGAGAGAACGACUAGCGCUGCAUCAGCUGACUGCGGAUAGAGGGGAGGAGCGACUCCGCUACCUCGUCACUCUACCCGGCCCGGAGACGGAGCCGGAGCCGGGGCACAAGCUGGCCCCGGAGCCGGAAUCGGGACCCGGACCCGGGCUGGGGUCCGAGUUUGGACUGGAAUCGGAGUCCAAGUCUGGAUCGGAAUCGGGGGAGGAAUCCGGUGAUGAUUCCGGUCAAGAGCUGGAGUUUCGUGAGGAUGCCAUCGAGAGAUAUUUUGCCGGUAGCCCAGGCUUAGGCAGUGUCCGCGGAAGUUGGCUGGAACCUCUCCAAGACUGCAGCUCAGAAGGAUCGCGCAAGGAUGCAUACUUGCACCACCACAGGAAGAAAGAAACCAAGCCAGAGGUCACGUGGCAGGUGACGGUGUGCCGCGGCUCGCGGGGGCUCGGGCUUAGCGUAGAGUCUGCCCCGGGCGCUGCGGGCCUGGUCCGAGUGAAGAAGGUGUUCCCCUACCAGCCGGCGGCGCUGACUGGCAGAAUCAGACCGGGAGACGUGCUGCUGAGCGUCAACGAGAUGCCCGUCAGGGGGCUCUCUGUUCAGGAAGUACUGCACGUCCUCCGUCUGGCGGGCUCCGAGGUCCUGCUUUCACUGAGUCGCCCGGCGGAUGACUCCUGCGGCCCGCCGACCGACUCCUCUGACUCUGACUCCACUGGAUCGGUGUCAGAGUCGCGAGUCUCCCCGGAGCCCGGUGGAGAGUCAGAGUCAGGUUCGGCGAGUCGCGAAGGACUACGUCUGCCGCUCGACACCGAUAAUUACGGGACCUUCGCCGUCGAGCUCCAGAAGGUGAACAACACUCUGGGUCUCAGUCUGCGCCGCACGGACGACACUGUAUUGGGUCACACGAUCAGGGCCAAGGUCCGAGAGCCAGCCAUCAGUGACCCCAGGGUCAGGGUCGGAGACAAACUCAUCAAGGUGAAUGGUAUCGACACAACGGCCAUGUCCCACGCCGAGGUGGUUUCCCUCCUUCGGCGCUGCUCGGAGAGAGUCACCCUGACCCUCUAUAGGGACGGCAUGGCCACCCCUGGCAGCCCCGGCUCGCCUGUCUCCAGCCGAUCUACGAGGCUCAGACCUGAAGCAGUCGAGAUGCUCACCGGCCUGGCGUUCCGUCGCGAACGCAGCCUGCCCCCAUCCGGUGAACUCAGUCCCGGUUGUUCAGGCACCGCCCCAGAGCUGGGCAGACGACGGUCGAGGGCUGAGCAGGUUCGCAGGCUGAGCUGCGGCAGCAGAGGCUCGCCCAGACUCAGGAGGAAGAGGAUGACGCCCAGUCCAGAUGUGACAGACUCCACGGACCCGUUCUCGCGUCUCUCCGGCGUCGACGACAUGGACGCUGUUACGUCAGAGCGUCUCGACCAAUUAACGCGCAUCUCUGAGAGCUCGGCGCUGGCCGACUCCGAUCCAGUGACGUCAGACCAGCUGGAACAGAUGACCUCCCAGCUGAGCCGCGUUCAGGAGACGAGUGACGCGGCGGCGAGUGAUGAAUGGCAGGACAGCGGCGAGGACAGUGACGCAGAACUGCACGAGCGUCACCUGCGCCGAGUGGCCGUCGAGGGAGCGGCCGAGGGGGUCGGAUCCGGCCGCAGUCGUCAGCUAUACCUCUCUGUACAGCCACAGCAGCGAGUCAAGUCGGGCCGGACCUUGAAACGUAUCAGCUCUGAGGAGCGACUGGAGGACGGCGCGGCCUCCCCGGAGGUCGGAGGACAGCUGGGGAAAUGGAAAGGCUUCAACCUGGAUAGCUCUGUCGAGCUGGACGCUGACCCAACGCUGGGAGUCGAGACGGGACUUCGUGGUCAGAGCCUGAACAUUCAGCUGCGGCGUGGCUGGUCGGUGAGGCUGGGCUUCUCGCUACACUCAACAGAUGGCAGUCACGUCGUGUCGCAGAUCCACCCUGAUAGUGUGGCGGAGCGAGACGGACGACUCAGGGUCGGAGACGUUCUCACCAAGGUUAACGACACCUCCGUACGGGACAUGACCUCCGACCAGGUCAUUGACCUCCUGCGCAAAACCAAGGGCGCCAUCAGCCUGUCGGUGGUCCGUCUGUGACGUCACUACACGUCAGCACAGAAGACACAUCAGGGAACGCCGUCAUGAUGACGUCAUCGGCACGUCAUGUGAUGUGGGACAUCACUGCGGCGGAUGGUUCGAACAAGAGUCGCCAGUGAUAUGGGUGUGAUGUCGAUUGAUGUGGGUGUGAUGGGCAACGUUGCAGGAGCGAAGAGUUGAUGGUUGUGAUUCAAAGAGCUGACAUGUUGUCGGAGGUAAAAGAUGUAGAGCAGAAAGUGCUGCCGCCGUGUGGUGAAAAUUUGAACUAACGUUGCGUUGGGUUUAUUGUGAGGAUUCCUCUUUUUUUCAGAUAGAUCCACCACAAGUCAGAGACUACGAGCUUGUUAGGUAGUGGAGUAUAAUUUAACAAUUUAAUGGUUUUAAACGACUGGCAACGAACGUUUAUCCCAUCACACAGAUACAUUAGCGUAAUAAGCCAUUCUGUUCCGUUAUCUUCGGUUUUUACGAUAAGCGUCGUUGUCAUGUGCGGGAAUAGAAGUCUUUUAUUUUUGUUCGCUUACCAGCUUCAGGAAAGGAGUCUGCUAUUUUUCAUUGUAGUUUGUAAUGCGAGUGAGAAGAGCCAAAGACGUGGAAUGGACGAUGCCGGCAAUGUAAAUCAAUGCGUGGUGCGAGCUUUAACCAAAGGGAUACAUGUUCAGGAGGAAGAUGUUGCGUAGUGUGUCAAAUUGGCGAAAGACAACGUCAUUGUGGUCAGUGAAAUGCAUAGCCAAUAAGGUAGAGUGGACACUUGGGCAGUCAGCAUUACGCGAAACAGUGAGCUUCAGUAUACAGUGAGCUACAGUGUAAAGUGAGCUGCAAUGAGCUAAAAUGAGCUGCUCGCUCCAAACUCUACCGUCAACUCAACAUCCCGCGGUGGUUUGGGCCAGCGAACUUUGGUGGUUCCAAUCCAAACGAUGACCCAGCGAUUAUAUUUUCAAGUAUUGUGGUGGCGUGUGGUCAUGACCACGGGGUGGCUAUUCACUAACCCAAUGUCGGCUAGCCUCAGGUGAGCUAGCUACAGAUGGCCUAGCCACUCGAGAGCUAGCCGAUCGUAGGCUGCCCACUAGUGAGCUAGCCACUGGUGAGCUAACCGACAGUGAGCGAUCCACAGAUGAGCUAUCCAUUGGCUCCCAACUCGGUCUAAUAUCCAGCCGAGUCCUGUUGCAACAACUGAACGCGAGUCACCACCACCCCAAUCAAUGUGUCUGUUUUACUGUGUGUCUGCGUGUGUGUCUGCGAGGAACGGAUGUGCGUCUGGGGUGCCUCUGGAGAGUGCCGCGCGGUACCGCGGAGGUACUGAGUACUGGGCGCGGUGGACGCUUGUGGUUCUAGUUUGGUUAUGUGUGUGGUAAGCAGGUAUAUCGAUAAUAAAUGAACAGUGGACUGA